Molecule: messenger RNA, 6105 nt
Organism: Pogona vitticeps (central bearded dragon)
Lineage: Eukaryota; Metazoa; Chordata; Lepidosauria; Squamata; Agamidae
Gene: LRRIQ1
Product: leucine rich repeats and IQ motif containing 1
Molecular function (GO): protein binding
Source: RefSeq, a predicted model, not a curated record
CUCUGCGGCGGGUUCUGAAGCAGGUCGGAGUUCAUCGGAGAUGGGGAGCAUGGAGAGUUUAAUAGCUGUCUAUCCAGUAUGGUAAAAGGAUAUUAAGCAGUUGGCCAUGGCGAUGGAGGAAAAUUAUGAUGAUGCAGAAAUUGAAGAAGAAAUAGAACUUGAACUAAGCCAAAUCAGCUUCUCUUCCUUUGAAACAGAUGAUCCUAACAGUGAUGUAUCCCUAGAAGCUUCAAGUGAUAGUGAACCAAUUUCAGAUGAAUUACCAGAAUCAGUUCACCAUUAUUUAGAUUUUGUGAGAGGCAGAAGUCAAAAUGCAGAAAGACUUAUCCUGCAAGAUUUAGAGAAUGGUGGAAUAUCAGAUGAUAUUUACAAUGUUGUUCCUAAAAAUGCUUCAGAACACUUGGCUGUAUUGGCUUCUGAAUAUAACGAAGAUCCAGAAGAAUUAAAGAGAAGGGUGUUAUCUGAAAUAGAUGAAGAAGAGGAACAGAUAAGUGAGGCUCCUGACAAUACCAUUGAGCCAAACAACAGUGCAAGUGUUUCUUCCAGUGAACCUACUGGUGGAGAUGAUGACGACGUGGUCAUAACCCUUACUUUUCAAGAAGUUGAAGAAAGAUGCAAGCAAGAAUAUCAACAUUGGGUAGAAAAGCAAAAAGAUCUUGAAUAUGAAACAAUAAAGUACCUGAAAGCUCAGAGAGAGAUAGAAGCAGAAAAAAGGAAGGAGGAAGAGAAAAGGAGAGAACUGCGUCAGGAAGAAUUGGAAGCUGAACGAAUAAAGUUAGAAAAAUUUCAUGAGCAACAACAGGCUAAGAUGGAAGAAGAGCUGCUAAAAGAGGAAGAGGUUUGGAAAGAACAGCUGAGAGGGCACAAGGAAUUGAUUAGCAACUUGCACAUCCAGAUAGAAGAAGAAAAAAGGAUGUUUGAAGAAAAGCAAGCAAUAGAAAGACAGUGGUUGGCAGAACAGCAGACUAUAGCAGCUGUAAAAAUCCAAGCUACAUUUAGAGCAUUCAUGGUAUACAAAAAGUAUGCUCCCAUGAUGAAACAAUGGAGGGCAGAGUUGGACAGGAAAAGAGAAUUGAAAGAAGCGAUGGAAAGGGAAAUGAAAGAAAAACAGGAAAGAUGGAGAAAGAGGGCUCUAGAGAAAAAGGAACAAGAAGAGAAAGAAAGAAGGCAACGGGAAGAGAAAAAGAGGGAAGAACAUGAGGAAAAAAUGAAGAGACGUGAAGUGUAUGAAAAAAAGAAAGAGCUUAUGAGACUUCACCGGGAACAACUAAAGUUAGGAGAACUCAACCAAGAAGAAAAAGGCAAAAUAAAAUUAGAUACUGAAGAGAAAACAGAGUUCCGAAAUAUGGCUAAAGAAAUACAGAUACCCAGGAAAGAACAAGGAAUAAAAAAUAUAAAAGAAAAUGAAACUGAAAAAAUAGAAAAAAAAGUUGAUUGUGAACAUAAGGAUGAAGAUACAAGAAAGACAAACAAAGAGAAAACCAUGAAAAGGUUUGAAGAACUAAACAAAGUUAACCCUGCCAGAACACAAAGGGGAGUGGAUUCUCAAAAUACAGAUGGAAUGUUAGGUAAAGGAAAUAAGGAUAAAGAAAUAAAAACGGUGAAAGAACAAGAAGCUGAUAAAAGAGAACUAAAUAUAGAAAAAGAAGAAAUACAUCAGAAAAUGGAUUGUGAGCAUAAAGAAGACACAGAAAAGACAAACGAAGAGAAAGCCAUGGAAAAGGAAGAACUACAGGAAGUAAACCAUUUCAGAACCCAAAAGGGAGUAGAUUCUCAAAAUACAGGUCAAAUGUCAGGAAAACAAAAUAAGGAAAAAGAAAUUAAAAAGGUGGAAGAAGAAGAACAUGAAUAUAAUGGACUAAAUAUAGAAAAAGAACAGAAAAAUCAAACAGAAGAAAUAAAGUAUGAGGAAGUGAAACAAGCUGAAAAACAUGGAAUGCAUGGGACAUUACAGUGUGACAGUGGAGUAAGUGAAAAUGGAGAACAGAAAUCUGGAAAGGAAGAAAAUCUUAAUGAGAGAAAUAGUAAAAAAUCAGUAGAGAAUGAUCUAAAAUUCCAUGUGGCAACUCUCGGAUGUCAGAAAAAUAGUAAAACAGAUGCUUUCAAUUUAGAAAUUGAUGCAGAAGUUAAUCUGGAGAUCAGCUUCCAUAUGAAUGAUAUUAAUAGCAAUAUUCAGCUUGAUUCUGGAGACUCAGGAAAGAUAUUCAGACCUUAUACCUCUGAAAAUGUUAAAGCACACCUUGCUGAAAAAGUUCAUGAGGAAGCCCCUAAUCAUUGGGUCAAAGGUGAGAAUUCUGUCAAAACACUUGAGCAAACACUCCUGCUUUCUGAUUCAAUUGAAAAAAAGAGAUUAGCAUGGAUGAAAACAUGUAAAUCCUGGUCUAGAAUUUACAGCGAACAUCAGAGGAAAAAAACAACUGAAAGGAGCAAGCAACGGAAAUGCUCAACAGGCCUGAUGCCUCCAUUGAGUGCUGCCAUGAUAAUUCAAGCUAGCCCUUCAAAUGCUCUACAACAGGUGACUACAAUUACUUUUCAAGAUUUGCCAGGAUGCAGCCUCUCUACACUGUCACAGUGUUCAAAGCUUCAGUUCUUGAGUCUUAGGUGCUGUGGAUUACUUGCUUUGGAAGGACUCAGCAACUGCAAAGAUCUAAAGUAUAUCAACGUAGAGGAGAACAAUAUUCACAUGAUUAAUUGUGAGAAUCUAGAAAAUCUGUGCAUUCUGAUUUUGAACAAGAAUAAUAUUUCAUCACUUCAUGGAUUGUACGGUUGUUGUAAUCUCCAGAAUCUUGAACUUUCCUACAAUAAAAUUACUCGAAUUGGUGGCUUGGAGUCAUUAAAAAACCUCCAGCGACUGGUCAUGGAUCACAAUCAAUUGAUCAACACCAAAGGUCUUUCUGAUGUUCCUACUCUAAUAUAUAUAGAUUGUUCCUUUAAUCAUCUUACUCAUAUUGAAGGCAUUGAAAACUGUGGCCUUCUCCAGAUUCUGAAGUUACAUGGGAAUAACCUCAAUGAGUUCCCCAGCCUGGAAAAUCAUGUUUUGUUAAGAGAAUUAUACUUAGAAGACAAUAGCAUUUCAACACUGGAAAAACUUUCUCUAUAUUGGCUGCCUUUGCUACGCAUACUUUUCCUCUCAAAAAACAGUUUGCUCCAACUUGCACCUCUUUUUUCAUGUGUGUCUUUGGAAAAGUUAGAUAUCAGCAACAACUGCUUAUUAGAACUUAAGAGUGUAAUUCAGUGGCUUAAUGGUUGUAAUGGUCUGAGAGAAUUAUCCUUAUAUGGAAAUCCAAUGCUUCAAGAAGAGAAUUGGAGGUGUACCUUACUGAAAAGUCUGCCAAGUUUGAAAAUACUUAAUGAUGAAAAUGUAAUUUCUGAUGCAGAAAUCCCAAGUGAAGAAACUGUAAAAAGAAUAGCCCUAGGAAGUUUUGCAUCAUUUUGUCAGACACAGAUUCAAGAAAUUGAUUUAAUCAGUAACAAAGCAACAAUGAGAUUAAUCAAUGGAUUCUCAGAAGAUGAUGUUCAGCGCCAGUGCUGGUAUUUUAAGAAGCUGAUGACACUUAGUAGUGAACACCGCUAUGCACAUGAGUAUGGAGUACUAAAUACAACUAAAGGAGAGGAAGUAGAAAAACAGACAAAUCAUUUGAACCAAGAAGUCAUUAACACUACAGAGAAAAACAAUUCCUUUAUUACUGGUGUAAAAGAAAAUAUGCAGGACUUACUGAGUACUCCUGAAAGAUGGAUUACUUCUGGCAAUGCUCAGUCUAUGUCUGUUAACUCCUUCAUGACAGUGCCUACAAUGAGAAAGAUGCAAGAAUGCCAGCAAAAGAAGAAAAUGAUUCAAUGCAUCCUUGAUCACACUAAAAAAAACAAAGAGAACAAUGCAUUAUUCAGUCUUAAGGAAAAUGAAUUCAGUGAGCAAGUUGCAGCAAGUAACAGAGGAAAUUACUUUCAACAUUUUGACAAAAACUUGGCAGCUACAGUUAUCCAAUCAUACUGGCGUGGCUAUACGGUUCAUAAAGCAAUCCAUUACUAUAGAAGGCUACAUCUGGCAGCAACUGUUAUCCAGUCUUUUUGGCGCAGCUACAUGGACAGAAAAAAAAUUGCCAGUGGCAACAAAGAAAGUCAUCAUUUCAUGAGCAAGAAUAAAGCUGCUAUUAUACUUCAGGCACUCUGGAAAGGUUUCCGUUUACGAAAGAAGCUCGCUAGUGCUCUGGCAGCUGUUAAAAGUGAUGAAGCAGAGGAAGACUAUAAAGAAAUCAAUGUAAAUGAUUUCAUAUUUGAUGAAACUGUCAUAGAGGAAGAAUGGCCAGCUUUGGAGUCUACCCACUUCCUUUCACAAACACCACUAUCCUCAGACCAAAAGCAUAAUGAAACUGCAAGAUGUGAAAACAAGCCACAUCACUUAACACACUUUCCUCAUAAUACCUGGCAGGUUGGGGAAAAAACAAAAUCCUUCUUGCUGGAAAACAGUCAGAUUAGUAAGAGGUCAGAGAAGAAUGCUCCUUCACAGUUCUCCACUUUGAGACCCCUCAAAAAGUCAGUGUCAAGAAUGGAAAAAGAAGAAGAAAUUUCAGAAGAAUGGGGUUUUAAAGACAUAUCCACAGCUCAGCUGAUGCUAAGGAGAGCACAUAAAAUGAAAGCAAAGAAAUCUAGCUGUAGAAAUCUUGACCCAGCUGUGCGCCUGGCGUUGUUCAAAAACAAUGAAAAUAAACAUCCCCCUGUGAAACCACCAAAGAAGGCACAGACUGCAAAAACUGGUUACUUUGAAGGUAAAGAAGGAGAUUAUUCUCACACUGAUACAUCAGCAGAAAACCUGGAAAGAAGCAGAGAACGUACAUACCAAUGGCUUCAUACACAGGUUUGGGAUUAUGAAGGACCUAGUCCCCAAAAUGAAAAACGCAAGCAUUUCUUACCUGAGAUAGAUCCGGAAAUUCUCAAAGGAGGUCGAGUUCAACUUGUGACAAGCCCCGUAAGAAGAGAAGACACGGAUUUAGAACUUGUUUCCAUGACCAGCGCAAGUACUUUGACUCAGAACAGAGAAAAAAAUAAUCAACCACACAGACACUCUGCAGAAUCUUCAAGAAAGGAUGCACCUGCACCUGAGAGAUCACAUUUGGGCCCUUCACAUAAAGAGCGGAUAUCAUUUCGAGACCAUCCAGUUCGGCUCAGCAGUGGAUGGGGAAGUGGCAAAAAGAAAGCAAAAGCUUUGAAAUAGUCGUUGGAUCUUCGGCAUUUAAAACAUAUGGGGGUCUGUUUCUUCUCAGGGGGGCCAGUGAAUUUCAAUCCUUUUUGGAUUCAACAGAUGCAACGUUUCUAAGAACCAUGGAUCCUCUAUUUGAUUUUACUCUGCAUGUCUUUUCGGUUUUGGAAAAAAAAAUUCUAUAAAUGUCAGAAAAAUAAUAUAUUGCUUCCAUUUGUAAUUUAUUUUUCCAGCAUAGCUCAAGAUGAAAACAAAUUUCCAUAAAUAUUAAAAGGUGAUUUGUAGAACCAGACUAACAUAUUUGGAUAUAAUAAUGGCUUAUGAUUGCUUACUGAUUUGUGAUUGAAGUGACCUGAUCCACAGUUGAACUAAACGGCUUGUGCUUAAGUUCAUUUCCUAUUCAAUCCACACUACAAUCACAGAGAGAGAAAAUCAAAUUGGCUUGACUGCUUUAGUUAGCUACUUUAUAGACUGGAUUAUAUAACUUUUAGAAGCAAAAGGUGGAAUGUUCCUCUUUCUCCAAAUAUUUGAAUUAUGUGAAUAUAUUUCAUGUAAAAAUUCUUCAAAUUGUACUUAGCACUAAGGAUGGAUGAGUGCAUGCUCACAGUACAAUAAAAUUCAGUUUUGACAAUUCAAAUCCAUUUCAUAAUGCUAAUUUAUGUUUUUCAUUCUGGGAUAUUAUAUCCAUCUUCCUAUAAUCUGCUCCUCUCGUUUGCAGAAUUAAAGUACAGAUGUUAAACAUUGUGGAGUGGCUCUAUCCUUACCAAAUACUGUAUCAUUAAGAAUCUACAUUUUUUAGUUUUCCGUUGGGUUUACCAUUUUCAUGCCACAGUCUCAUGUGCAUUGCAUUAACAAAUAUAUGCCAUCCUAACUGAAGCAGUUGUUUUGGUUAGCAUGGUACAAAUUAU